Messenger RNA from Malus domestica (apple), 1803 nucleotides. Its product is annotated as glycerol-3-phosphate dehydrogenase [NAD(+)] GPDHC1, cytosolic. Gene Ontology annotation, biological process: carbohydrate metabolic process; glycerol-3-phosphate catabolic process. Gene Ontology annotation, cellular component: cytosol; glycerol-3-phosphate dehydrogenase (FAD) complex. Gene Ontology annotation, molecular function: glycerol-3-phosphate dehydrogenase [NAD(P)+] activity; NAD binding. The record is from RefSeq and is a predicted model, not a curated record. NCBI's taxonomy places the organism in Eukaryota, Viridiplantae, Streptophyta, Magnoliopsida, Rosales, Rosaceae.
UCCUCCUCAGCCUGAGCUUCUUCAUGUUAGUUACAUUUUUGUCAUCUCCAUCGCACUUUUUGGCGUCUUUCCGUCCGGCUUCAAUUUUUCAGCAUUAUAUCCACAGCCAGUGCGGGCGGGUCUCUGAGCUGACAGGAAUUUGAGUGAACAACCCAACACAACUUUGACCAAAAAAGCUUUGUAAUUUCCGACAAGAUGGUGGGGAGCAUUGAAGCUAUGAAUCGUAAUUUGUACUCGAACGGGUCUGUUCAGAACUUUAAUGCAUUGGAGGAGAAGCUUGACGAGCUCCGGAGCCGCCUUGGGAAGGCUAAUGGUGACCCUUUGAGAAUUGUUGGUGUCGGGGCGGGUGCUUGGGGCAGUGUUUUUGCUGCUGUGUUGCAAGAUAGCUAUGGUCAAUUUCGAGACAAGGUUCAAAUAAGGAUAUGGAGAAGACCGGGAAGAGCUGUUGAUAGAGCCACCGCUGAACAUAUUUUUGAAGUGAUCAAUUCGAGGGAAGAUGUGUUGAGGAGGUUGAUCAGGCGAUGUGCGUAUUUGAAAUAUGUGGAGGCAAGGCUAGGGGAUCGAACACUUUAUGCCGAUGAGAUUUUGAAAGAUGGGUUUUGUUUGAACAUGGUUGAGACGCCGCUGUGCCCUUUGAAGGUUGUGACUAGUUUGCAGGAGGCAGUUUGGGAUGCUGAUAUUGUGGUGAAUGGCUUGCCAUCAACGGAAACAAAAGAGGUGUUUGAAGAGAUUAGUAAUUAUUGGAAGGAAAGAAUCACAGAUCCUAUUAUCAUCUCUUUGGCAAAAGGUAUCGAGGCCGCACUUGAGCCUCUCCCGCGUAUCAUAACUCCCACGCAAAUGAUUCAUCAAGCGACCGGUGUACCUAUAGAGAACAUACUUUAUCUGGGUGGCCCAAACAUUGCCUCAGAAAUCUACAACAAAGAAUAUGCUAAUGCUCGAAUAUGCGGAGCUGAAAAGUGGAGAAAACCUCUCGCAAAGUUCUUAAGGCAACCCCAUUUUAUUGUCUGGGACAAUAGCGAUCUUGUUACACAUGAAGUCAUGGGUGGCUUAAAGAAUGUCUAUGCCAUUGGAGCAGGGAUGGUAGCAGCCCUCACAAAGGAGAGUGCUACUAGCAAAUCCGUAUACUUUGCACAUUGUACCUCAGAGAUGAUAUUUAUCACUCAUUUGUUGACGGAAGAGCCCGAGAAACUUGCAGGGCCUUUGUUGGCUGACACAUAUGUAACCCUGUUGAAAGGUCGCAAUGCAUGGUAUGGGCAAAUGUUAGCCAAAGGGGAACUAAACCGGGAUAUGGGUGAAAACAUCAGUGGCAAAGGAAUGAUUCAGGGUGUCUCUGCAGUCAAAGCAUUUUAUGAACUUCUCAGUCAGUCGAGCUUAAAUGUGUUGCAUCCAGAAGAAAACAAGCCUGUUGCUCCUGUAGAGCUCUGCCCCAUCUUGAAGACGCUAUAUAAAAUACUGAUAACACGGAAGCAAUCAUCGCAAGCUAUUCUUCAAGCGUUGAGGGAUGAAAACUUGAACGAUCCCAGGGAACGCAUUGAGAUUGCACAGAGCCAUGUCUUCUAUAGGCCUUCCCUCCUCGGACAGCCUUUGACUAGUUUCCGACUGCAAGAUAAAGUGGUGAUAUAGGGGUUUAAAACUAUUUGUAUCUUUGGAUCGAGAAAUUGGUCACUAAAGGAAAUAUGUACCCAUCUGGCACCGCUUGUAUUUGGUUAAUCUUAGUAAUAAAACACCUUAUCACUUCUGUUCAUACAAACAUUUGUCCUGUUUCACAAUUUUUAGGUGAUCUAAUCUAGCAAUUUAAUUCAA